Messenger RNA from Candidozyma auris, 2916 nucleotides. RefSeq names its product mannose-ethanolamine phosphotransferase MCD4 (gene MCD4). NCBI's taxonomy places the organism in Eukaryota, Fungi, Ascomycota, Pichiomycetes, Serinales, Metschnikowiaceae. The transcript has a single exon. The record is from RefSeq and is a predicted model, not a curated record. Bases 1 to 2916 code for a protein of 971 amino acids. Gene Ontology annotation, biological process: GPI anchor biosynthetic process. Gene Ontology annotation, cellular component: endoplasmic reticulum membrane. Gene Ontology annotation, molecular function: mannose-ethanolamine phosphotransferase activity.
AUGUUCGGGAUCACCCAGAGACAGACGUUUAUCGUCGUGGGUGUGCUUUUUCAUUUCUACUACUUAUGGCUGAUCUUCGAUAUUUACUUUGUCUCGCCGUUGGUGCAUGGAAUGGAUCAACAUAAAUCCACGUCUGAACCACCAGCUAAAAGACUAUUUUUGAUUGUGGGGGACGGCUUGAGAGCAGAUAAAACUUUUAAGAAGGUGAUGCAUCCUAGGACUGGCGAGGAGACGUAUUUGGCGCCUUAUCUACGUUCUUUGGUGGAGACCGAGGCUACCUGGGGAAUUUCUAAUACUAGGAUGCCAACCGAAUCUCGACCUGGGCAUGUGGCCAUGAUUGCAGGAUUUUAUGAGGAUGUAAGUGCUGUGACAAAGGGCUGGAAGGAGAAUCCAGUCGAUUUUGACUCGUUUUUCAAUCAGUCUACACACACGUACUCGUUUGGUUCCCCGGAUAUUCUCCCGAUGUUUGCUUAUGGUGACAAUGUUGUUCCCGGUAGAAUUGAUGUCUGUAUGUAUGGGCAUGAGUUUGAGGAUUUUACGCAAAGCUCAAUUGAGCUAGACUCCUUCGUGUUCAAGCAUUUUUAUGAAUUGAUGGACCAAUCCUCAACAAACCAGACACUUAAUGAAGAAUUGCGCCAGGAAGGAAACGUCUUUUUCUUGCAUCUUCUUGGCCCUGACACCGCUGGGCAUGCUUACAGACCCUACUCAGCAGAGUAUUACGACAACAUUCAGUACAUCGAUAAAGAGCUCGAGAAGUUGAUACCCCGUAUCCACGAUUUUUUUGGCGACGAAGAUUCGGCUUUCGUAUUUACCGCAGACCAUGGUAUGUCAGAUUUUGGUUCGCACGGUGACGGUCACCCUGACAAUACAAGAACACCAUUAAUCGCAUGGGGCGCUGGCGUAAACAAACCUGUGUUAGCGGACGACUUUCAAAAAUCAAAACAGGAUCCAGUUGAAAGCGGAUACGAAGCGGAUUAUUUCGACACUUGGGGCUUCGACCAUUUAUCUCGCCAUGACGUGAACCAAGCAGAUAUCGCAUCGUUGAUGGCAUAUCUUAUUGGAGCUAAUUACCCAGCAAACUCUGUCGGUGAGCUUCCACUACCAUAUAUCAAGGGAAGUGCUGUGAACAAGGUAAAGGCAUUGUUUGAAAAUGCUUUAGCAGUGGUUGAGCAAUAUCUCGUCAAAGAAAGCGAAGUGUACAAUCACCAAUUUCAGUAUAAGCCUUUCGACCCUUUUGUGAAGAAGCCAAUCGAACAAUAUAAGACGGAAAUUCCUGAACUCAUUACAAAACUCGAAGAGGGUCCUGACGAAGAUCUUGAAGCGGAAGUGAUAGCUUUGACGGAGGAGCUCAUGAAGGCUGCUUUGAGUGGAUUGAACUAUUUGCAAACUUACAAUUGGCUCUUGUUACGUUCCAUUGUGACUCUUGGGUUCUUUGGCUGGAUUGCCUACUCAUUCAAUGUCUUUCUCAAGUUGUUCAUUCUCAAAGAGUUCGAGCAACCAGCUUAUUCGAGAAAGCUUUUGGUGGCCUUCGGUGGGGUUGCCUUAUCCAUUAAUUACUUAUUGUUCUACCAGCAGUCUCCUAUCAACUACUACAUGUACGCUGCAUUCCCACUCUUUUUCUGGUUCACUAUACUCAAUGAAGCAUCAUUAUUGUUCAAGGGGUUGCAUGAGUUCCUCUUUGGAAUUUCGGGUCCCAUGAAACUCUUUACUUUGGCGGCUUUCCUCGGAAUGUAUGAGGGUAUAGUUUACGGAUUCUUCAACAGAGUCAUUUUUUCGGUGAUCUUGGUUUUGAUCGGUCUUUAUCCCUUCUGCGUCCAGAGACGCUUGAGCCUAAAAGUGAAAAUUACAUGGUUGCUCAGUUGCACUAGCAUGUGUAUUUUUACAAAUUUAGAUGCUGUUAAGGUGGAGAGCUUGUGGCAGAUUAAUGUUAGUGCCUUAUUGGCAGUGAUGGUUGGCAUUCUCGGUUUCAAAAAGGUUCUAAAUAGAGACCUCAGACCAUUUGAAAAGAACUUGAUUAUAGCCCAGCUUAUUACUGCCGUCAUUACAUUAUACGCUACGAAUGUAUCUGUUGUCUCGUUGCAAGCUAGGGAAGGCUUGCCGUUGUACUCACAAGUAUUGGGAUGGGUGACCUUUAUUACAUCGAUUGUCAUCAUUCCAACCUUGUAUGCACUUAACCCGUCGUCUGACUACCAGCUACGUUUGUUAAUCAUUUACUUAACUUUUGUGCCCGCAUUUAUCAUCUUGACAAUUUCAUUCGAGUUGUUCUUCUACGUGGGGUACUCAUUAGUUUUGUUGCAGUGGUUGAACAUCGAGACUAAUUUGAAGUUAAAGAGUAAAGAAUUGGAGGAGUCUAAGCGCAACAGCCUUGAUUUACCAGAAGGUUACUGGCUUCAAACAAUUCGUGUGUCGAUCAUUGGUUUUUUCUUCCUACAGUAUGCCUUCUUUGGUACUGGAAACAUAUCUUCGAUCUCAACGUUCUCGUUGGAUUCUGUUUACAGGUUGAUCCCGAUUUUCGAUCCAUUCCCGAUGGGCGCACUUCUUAUGCUCAAAUUGAUAAUUCCAUACAUCUUGUUAUCGACAUGCUUUGGUAUCAUGAAUUAUAAAUUAGAGAUCAAGAAGUUUACCAUCUCGACAUUGAUCAUCUCGACGUCUGAUUUCUUGUCAUUGAACUUCUUUUACCUCGUUAAAACCGAGGGAUCGUGGCUCGAUAUUGGUGUCACGAUUUCAAACUACGUGUUGGCAAUCCUCUCUUCACUCUUCAUGCUUAUUCUCGAACUUGUCAGCACCGUCAUAUUAAAAGGAGUUGAUCUCAAUGAGGACAAACUCGAGAGGAAACGGAGGAGGAUAGAGGAAAUUGUGCAAGAUCAAACGUCAAUUGGCGAUAGAGUGAGGAGUAGAAGGGAGAAGAAAGAUUAG